AUGGGCGACAAGGACACAGUGGAGAAGUUCCUUGACAACAACCCCCAGUUUGCCAAGGAAUACUACGACAAAAAGGUUAAGGCCGAUAUGAUCACAGCUGCCUUCAACAACCAGGUGCAGGUCAAAGACCCGUCCUCUUACAAGGACGUCUCCACCAUCCAGGAGGCUGAGUUCUUAUUCGAGCUGAUCAAGGAGAUGCAAGGCGAGGUGGUUAUGGAGAAAGCCUUGCACAAAAUCCUCCAGAGGAUCGCUCUGCUGGUGCAGGCGGAUCGCUGCAGCUACUUCGGCUACCGGUCCCGCAACGGAACGCCCGAGCUGUCCACCAUCCUCUUCGACGUCACGCACAAUUCGGCGUUUGACAAAAAUUUGGUGAACCCCAACGUGGAGAUUGUUUUCCCCACAGACAUGGGGAUCGUCGGGUGGACGGCACACUCCAAAAAGCCUCAGAACAUCGCCGACGUGAAGAAGGACUCUCAUUUCAGCGACUUUGUGGACAAGCAGACCAAAUACACCACCAAAAAUAUGAUUACGGCUCCCAUCAUGUGCGAGAAGGAACCGAUAGGCGUCGUCAUGGCCCUCAACAAGCAGGGCGCCGACGCUUUCUCAAAGAGUGAUCAGGAGCUCUUCAAUAAAUAUGUCAACUUUGCUGCCGUGGUUGUCCUCCAAGCUCACACUGCUUACAUGUGGGACGUGGAGUCGAGGAGAAGCCAGGUUCUGCUGUGGUCUGCCAGCAAAGUGUUUGAAGAACUGACGGACAUCGAGAGGCAGUUUCACAAGGCCUUGUACACGGUCAGGACUUACAUCAAGUGUGAGAGGUACUCUGUGGGACUCCUGGACAUGACCAGAGACAAAGAGUUCUUUGAUGAGUGGCCCAUCAAACUUGGGGAACAGGAACCUUACAAGGGUCCCAAGACACCUGAUGGCAGAGAAAUCAACUUCUACAAAAUUAUUGACUACCUGCUGGAAGACAAAGAGGAGAUUAAAGUCAUCCCCGGCCCCCCUGCAGACCACUGGGCCCUGGUCAGCGGAUUGCCGGCAUAUGUGGCUGAGAAUGGAUUUAUCUGCAACAUGAUGAACGCCGGAUCAGAUGAGUAUUUUGCAUUUCAGAAAGAGGCGGUGGACGAAAGCGGAUGGACGAUCAAGAACGUCCUCGCCCUUCCCAUCGUCAACAAAAAGGAAGAAAUUGUCGGCGUCGCAACUUUCUUCAACAGGAAAGACGGCAAACCGUUUGAUGAGAAUGACGAGCAAAUUACAGAAGCUCUGACCCAGUUCCUCGGCUGGUCCACUCUGAAUAGCGACACAUACGACAAACUCAACAGGACCGAGUGGAGCAAGGACAUUGCACAGGAAGUUCUCAUGUACCAAAGCAAAGCCACCCCGAGCGAUGUGCAGAGCAUCUUGAGCACGCAAGAAAAGUUUGGUUCUGCACCUGAGGACUGUGAGCAGAAAGAGAUGUACAAACUUCUGAGAGCCAACAUUCCUGAAUCCAAGACCGUGGAGCUGCACGAGUUCCGCUUCAGUGACUUUGCACUGUCCGAGUUGGAGCUCAUCAAGUGCGGCAUCCGCUGCUUUUUUGACCUGGGCGUGGUCGAGAAGUUUAAAGUACCAGCAGAGAUUUUGACGCGAUGGAUGUAUACCGUUCGCAAGGGCUACCGUGACAUCACCUACCACAACUGGAGGCACGGCUUCAACGUCGGACAAACCAUGUUCAGUCUUCUGCUUACGGGCAAGCUGAAGAAGUACUACUCGGAUCUAGAUGCCUUCGCCAUGGUGGCUGCUGGAUUCUGCCACGACAUCGACCACAGAGGGACCAACAACCUCUACCAGACUAAGAGUGCAUCUCCACUGGCCAAGCUUCACAGCACCUCCAUUAUGGAGCGACAUCACCUUGAGUACAGCAAAACCCUUAUGGAAGACGAGAAUCUGAACAUCUUUCAAAACCUGCAAAAGCGCCAAUUUGAGACAGUGCAGCAUCUGUUUGAAGUCUGCAUCAUCGCCACUGACCUCGCCCUUUAUUUCAAGAAGAGAACAAUGUUCCAAAAGAUUGUUGAGGCCGUAGAGGGGAUGCCCGAGGAGAAAGAGAGGAUCAGCUACAUCUCCAACAAUUCAACCAGGAAGGAGAUCAUCAUGGCGAUGAUGAUGACAGCAUGUGACUUGUCAGCCAUCACAAAGCCGUGGGAGGUUCAGAGCAAGGUGGCUCUGAUGGUGGCAGCGGAAUUUUGGGAGCAAGGAGACAUGGAGAGGACAGUCCUGGACCAGCAACCCAUUCCAAUGAUGGACAGAAAUCACGCUGAUGAGCUGCCAAAGAUGCAGUGCGGUUUCAUCGAUUUUGUCUGUUCCUUCGUGUAUAAGGAGUUUUCACGCUUCCACUCGGAGAUCAGCCCCAUGUUUGACGGCUUGAACAACAACAGGGGAGAGUGGAGAGCUCUCGCAGAUGUGCACGAGGCCAAGAUGAAGGCGAUUGAAGACGAGAAGAAAAAACUGGAAGGAGGCCUCGGUGAAGAAGGUGCAUCAAAGUCCAAGACGUGUGUGAUCUGCUAGGACUGACCAGGAGUUUUGAAUGGUUAAAAACAGGCACCAAAAUAUUUUUACAAAGCCACAUAGUGUUAUUUUUGUAUACCAAUGGGAGUACUUCUAUCACAGAAAGUUAUUCCAAUU
Molecule: messenger RNA, 2658 nt
Organism: Nerophis lumbriciformis (worm pipefish)
Lineage: Eukaryota; Metazoa; Chordata; Actinopteri; Syngnathiformes; Syngnathidae
Product: cone cGMP-specific 3',5'-cyclic phosphodiesterase subunit alpha'-like
Biological process (GO): signal transduction
Molecular function (GO): 3',5'-cyclic-nucleotide phosphodiesterase activity; protein binding
Source: RefSeq, a predicted model, not a curated record